This is a messenger RNA of Cydia fagiglandana, 7277 nucleotides long. RefSeq lists its product as uncharacterized. Gene Ontology annotation, molecular function: iron ion binding; oxidoreductase activity; 2 iron, 2 sulfur cluster binding. The coding region runs from base 28 to 5598 and encodes 1856 amino acids. Gene Ontology annotation, cellular component: membrane. The transcript is spliced from 27 exons. Lineage: Eukaryota; Metazoa; Arthropoda; Insecta; Lepidoptera; Tortricidae. The record is from RefSeq and is a predicted model, not a curated record.
CCUCUGUAUCCGUCAGGUGUAAAUAAUAUGACGUCAAAAAUUGUAUUCAAGAUAAAUGGAAAACAAUAUCAAGCAAACGGCAAAUUCGGUCCAGACAUGUCUUUGAACGAGUACAUCCGUACAAUAGCAGACCUACGCGGCACGAAGGCGAUGUGUCAUGAGGGUGGCUGCGGUGCUUGUAUAGUCUCCGUACGCGCCGCCACACCGCCCACUGAUGAGAUGAAGACAUUUGCCGUCAACUCCUGUCUCGUUUCCAUCCUCUCCUGCCAUGGCUGGGAGAUCACGACAGUGGAAGGGGUUGGCAACCGGAACAAAGGUUACCACGACAUUCAGACCAGACUGGCCAAGUUCAACGGGACGCAGUGCGGGUACUGCACUCCUGGCUGGAUAAUGAACAUGUACAGCCUCCAUACAGCAAAGAAAAGCAAACUAACUACAACAGAAAUUGAGAAUUCAUUUGCAGGCAAUAUCUGCAGAUGCACAGGCUACAGACCAAUCGCAGAUGCAUUCAAAACCUUCGCCACAGAUGCUGACAAAGAUCUCGUCAAAAAACUGACAGAUCUUGAAGAUUUAGGAAUGUUUAAACCUUGUGGAGUAUCUUGCAACAAAAAAUGUCCACACAAGAACAGAGAUAAUGACAAACUUGAUAAUAUUAAUUUUGAAGAAGUUAAACUUGAUAAACUUAAUUUUGAAGAAUUUAAAGGAAAAUCAGAUGAUGAUUGGUGUAUUGUAGAAAAAUCAAGCAAGGAAUUAAUAACUUUGGAGUAUGGUGCACAGAAAUGGUACAAAGCUUUUACACUUAAGCAUGUGUUUGAAAUUAUGGGAAUGUGUAAGGAAUACAAAUUGAUUGCUGGGAAUACGGGACAAGGUGUCUACCACGUAGAAAAAUACCCUCCAAAUGUGAUAGACAUAUUUAACGUGGCUGAAAUAAAAGGAUACAUUAUGGAUGUAAACCUAGUCAUGGGAGCUGGCAUGACACUGACAGACAUGAUGGAGCUUUUCUUACAGUUGUCAGCGCAAAAUGAAGACUUCGCUUACCUUAAGCAGUUUCAUGAGCACAUGGACUUAGUUGCCCAUAUUCCAGUGAGAAAUAUUGGCACAAUCGGAGGAAAUCUGUAUUUAAAAUAUGUUAACAACGACUUUCAAUCAGAUUUAUUUUUGCUUUUCGAAACCGUUGGAGCUAUGGUAACGAUAGCGGAAGGAGAGCGGAAAACGAAGGCUGUAACGUUGCCGGCGUUCCUGAAAACUAACAUGAAAAGAAAAAUAAUACUCAAUAUUAUGCUUCCGCCUUUAUCGAAAUGCUGUUCGGUUAAAACUUACAAGAUUAUGCCCCGCUCACAAAACGCGCACGCCGUUGUAAAUGCUGGUUUCCUCUUCAAAUUCAAACGCGACACAAACAUUAUAGAAAAAUCCACGUUGAUUUUUGGAAGCAUAUCAGCCAACUUCAUUCACGCUGAGAAAACGGAAAGCGCCUUGAUUGGCAAAGACCUGUUUACCAAUGAGACUGUGCAAUUAGCUGUGAAGACUUUAUUUGAAGAAAUUAGGCCGGAAGAGGCGCCGCCGGAACCCGGGGCGGCUUACCGACGGAUGCUGGCUGUUGCUCUUUUCUACAAGGCGGUGCUAUAUUUAUGUCCUGACGGAAAACUAGAUCCUAGACUCCGGUCUGGCGGUGAAGCGAUAAAAAGAAGUACAUCUCAGGGCACACAAACCUUUGACACGGACAAAAGUGUCUGGCCUUUAAAUCAGCCAAUACCAAAAUUAGAAGCCUUGGUACAAUGUAGUGGUGAAGCUACUUUUGCUAAUGACUUGCAGUCGGUGACUGACGAAGUUUAUGGUGCAUUUGUUUGUGCUGAUGCUAAACCUGGCAGUGUUAUUAGCGGAUUUGAUAAUACCGAAGCUAUGAAACUUCCAGGAGUUUUAGCGUUCUACACCGCUCAAGACAUACCAGGAGUUAAUUCAUUUACAACUAUACAACGUCCGCUAAUUGUUGAGAGAGAAGAAAUUCUAUGCUCCAAAGACGUAAAGUUCUACGGUCAACCUGCAGCGAUAAUCGUGGCUAAUAGAGAAAAGACCGCAAAUAGAGCUGCAAAACUUGUCAAAGUAAAAUAUGCUAGCAUUAGUGAAAAACUUCCUUUAUUAACCGUUAAAGAUGUUCUAAAAUCAUCUGAAAAGAAUAAACGAAUAAAGAAUAACAAGACAGUAGAACCAGUUGACAUUGGUAAUGACGUACAUUUGGUGUUGAAAGGGGAAUUGAGCUUGGAAACACAAUACCAUUAUUAUAUAGAGCCUCAAACGUGUGUAGUAAGCCCUACUGAAGACGGGAUGGAAGUAUACUCGUCCACUCAAUGGUUAGAUAUGACCAAUGUGGCUGUAGCGCAAUGCUUAAAAAUGCCGGCAAACAGUGUCAACGUGAUCGUCCGUCGAGUGGGCGGCUCGUACGGCGGUAAAAUAUCGCGAUCUGUUCAGAUCGCGUGCGCAGCCGCGAUAGUCUCACACUUGCAGAACAAGACUUGCCGGUUCAUAGUGCCUCUGCAAACCAACUUUAAAAUCUCUGGAAAGAGGAUACCAACAUAUUCCAAUUUUGAUGUUGGAGUUAAUAAAGACGGUGUAAUACAGUACUUAAAGAAUACAUUUUAUCAAGACAACGGCUGUUCGGAUAACGAGACCAUAAGCCCAAUAACCAUCAAUCAUUUCCUUAACUGCUACGAUUCAAGGCGGUGGUACAUAGAAGCUAACAGUGUAGCUACUGACACCCCUUCUAAUACGUGGUGUAGAGCUCCUUCUUCAACAGAAGGCGUGGCUAUGAUAGAAAAUAUAAUGGAACAAAUAGCUCACAAGCUAAAUAAAGAUCCAUUAGAAGUAAGACUUAAAAACAUGAAUAAGGAAGGCAACCCGGUUCCUGAUUUAAUUGAGCAACUAAAGAAAUAUUCCGAUUUCGAGAAUCGAUGUAAAGAGGUUGAGGAGUUCAACAAAAAGAACAGAUGGCGCAAACGAGCGCUGAACCUUCUUCCAAUGGCAUACGACCUAUUUUACAUUGGCAAUUUUAAUUCAAUAGUAUCAGUCCUACACGGAGAUGGUUCGGUAGUCAUAACUCACGGUGGUAUCGAAAUGGGACAAGGUAUUAACACGAAGGUUGCUCAAGUAGCCGCUUACAUACUCGGUGUACCGUUAGAAAAAGUCAGUAUUAAACCAAGUACGAGUUUUACUUCUCCUAAUUCCAUGACAACUGGUGCUAGCAUUGGUAGUGAAUGCGUAGCUUUUGCUACUAUGAAGGCAUGCGAGAUUCUAUUGGAGAGAUUGGAGCCUAUAAGAGCAAAGAUGGAUAAGCCUUCUUGGGAAGAAUUGGUGGAAAAAGCGUACAAGGCAGGGUUAGACCUGCAAGCUUCUCAUAUGUAUUCAAGCAAUGAUGGAGUAAAACCUUAUUUCAUCUACGGAGUUGUUGCUUUAGAACUCGAAGUUGAUAUCUUGACUGGUAACCAUGAUGUAAGAAGAGUAGAUUUGCUUGAAGAUACCGGGAGAAGCUUGAGUCCAGAAAUUGAUGUUGGUCAAGUUGAAGGUGCUUUCAUCAUGGGCCUCGGCUAUUUCACAUCCGAGAAGACCCUAUACGACUCAGCGACAGGACAGCUCCUCACUGACCGCACUUGGACCUACAAACCACCAGGCAUCAAGGACAUACCUGCUGACUUCAGGGUCUACUUCAAGAGGAACGGGACUAACCGAUUUGGAGUUUUACAGUCUAAAGCAACUGGCGAACCGUCGCUAUGUCUAUCAUCUGUGGUGGUCCAUGCAUUACGGCAGGCAGUACGCUCGGCGCGGCUAGACGCUGGACAGCAGGAUGACUGGAUUGAGAUGGGUCUGCCCUGCACUGUGGAGAACAUCUUUACAGCGGUUGGGCACAAGCUAGAAGACUUUAAGUUUCAUUUUAAAACACUUUUUGUACUCACCGGUACGAGCACCCCGCCCAUACGCUCGAAGCGUUGCAAUACAGACAAGUAUUCUGACGGCCGCCUUCAAAGACGCCACCACGGAAGAAUGCAAUUGCCAAAGCACCUGAAGAUAGCCGCCGGAUCUGCGGGGGCUGCCAUCUUUGGCAUUCUGUUCGGUUGGGUCAUAUUCCCUGCCAUACUCAAGUCACAACUCAAAAAGGAGAUGGCUCUGACGGCGAAGACGGACGUUCGUCAGAUGUGGCAGAAGAUCCCCUUCGCCCUGGACUUCAAGGUGUACCUGUUCAACUACACCAACGCCGCGGAGGUCCAGAAGGGAGCUAUACCCAUCGUGCAGGAAAUUGGGCCCUAUUACUUUGAGGAAUGGAAAGAGAAAGUAGAAGUAGAAGAGAACGACGCAGAAGACACGAUCAACUACAAGAAGGUGGAUGUGUUCUACUUCAAGCCAGAAAAGUCGGGCCCAGGACUGACUGGUGAAGAGGUCAUCACAAUGCCUCAUCCAUUUAUGUUGGGUACGGCAACAGUUGUCUACCGCGACAAGCCAGCCAUGCUCAACAUGAUCGGCAAGGCCCUCAACGGCAUCUUCGACAACCCUGAAGACAUGUUCCUCAGGGUCAAGGCCCUUGACAUUCUGUUCAGGGGCCUCACCAUCAACUGCGCGAGGACGGAGUUCGCGCCGAAAGCGGUUUGCACCGCUUUGAAGAAGGAAGGGCCCCCUGGUUUGAUCCUGGAGCCCAAUAACCAGUUUAGGUUCUCUAUUUUUGGCGCGCGCAACGGCACGGUAGACCCAAAAGUUGUAACCGUGAAUCGAGGCAAAAAGAACGUCAUGGACGUAGGCCAAGUACUCGCAGUGGACGGGAAGGACAAGCAGGAUCUAUGGAGAGACCAUUGCAAUGAGUACGGAGGAACUGAUGGGACGGUCUUCCCCCCGUUUUUGACAGAAUUUGACAGACUGCAAUCGUUUUCUGGGGAUCUGUGCAGGUCUUUCAAACCCUGGUACCAAAAGAAGACCUCAUACCGCGGCAUCAAGACGAACCGCUACGUCGCCAACAUCGGGGACUUGGCCAACGACCCUGAGCUCAACUGUUUCUGCGAGACCCCAGACAAGUGCCCUCUAAAGGGCCUCAUGGACAUAACCAAGUGCGUGGGCGCGCCGAUGUACGUGUCCAUGCCGCACUUCUUGGACAGCGAUCCCUCGCUCGUGCAGAACUGCAAAGGGCUGAACCCUGACGUCAAUGAGCACGGCAUCGAGAUUGAUUUUGAGCCGAUAAGCGGAACGCCGAUGGUGGCUCGCCAACGCGUGCAGUUCAAUAUGCUGCUGCUGAACACGGACAAGCUGGAGCUCUGCAAGAACAUGCCUAACACUUACGCGCCCCUGUUCUGGGUAGAGGAGGGUCUGGCUCUAAACAAGACGUUCGUGAACAUGCUGAAACACCAGCUGUUCUGGCCGAAGCGAGCCGUGGGCGUCAUCAAGUGGAUGCUGGUCUCGUUCGGAAUCCUCGGCGCGCUGGGCGGGGCGGUGUUCCACUUCAAAGGGGGUAUAAUGAACUUCGCCGUGUCCAAAAACUCAGCGUCAGUGGCCAAGAUCAAGCCCGAGGAUGGGGCCAAGGAGGUCAGCGUGAUCGGCGCCCACGAGCCGGCCAAGGUCAUGUAAUGGGCGCGGCGGCUCCUGGUCCCCUGGGCCCCCUGGAGCCGUUACUUGAUGGUCUAUAGGCUUGCUCGGCAAGUUUUGCCUGAUUUCCGCAGAUUCAGAGCUUAGAUUCAGGACUAAGCCUAAUUGCACCAUUCCACCCUGGGGUUAACCGGUUAACCUGGAGUUACCAUGGUUCCAAGUACAAUUUGACGCUGGAUUAACGGUUUAACCACUUAACCCCGGGUAAGUGGGAUGGUGUAACGUCCACUCAGGCCUUGCACUAAGGCAGAUAUCACACUGGCGUCGCAUUAGAAAACGGCACUGUUUGAUAACAACCUAAGGGUGUCACCACAUUUCGCAACACCAAAUAAAGUACCUAACCUAUGCAAUGUGCAAUCGAACAAACUGAUUUGUGACGGUUUCAUGGUGUAAUAAUAAGUAAUUUUAUUUUUUAAAUCAAUGUCACUUUAUGUCAAUAACGUAAUUUUGAUAUUUACUUACCUCAAAUUGGCUAUAACCCUAACUUAGGCGGUAUUUUGUGUUGUAGACCGAGCUUGACAACUGCAAUACCUACGAUUUGACUUGCUGGGCAAUGUGGAAAAAUGCCUGUUUUCGGCUUAAGCCGAUAAAUGUGGUGACACCCUUAAUCUACACCUACUACAAUAAUUAUAUAACGCGCUGUAUUACAAUACGUUUAUGUUGCACUGCAAUCUACCACUACCAGCAAUCAUAUCGAAUGCAUCACGACUUCCGACGUGUCGGAAGCCGGUGUUGCUCGAAGCAUCACGAGCACGACAGAACCACACAACAGAACAGAGUAACACUUCUUGUCCGCCCCGUUUGACUAUUGUGUGAUUACAUAAAUACCUCAAAUUUAAAACUUUGACAUUGAAUCAUUAAUUUUGUAAGUAUCUAAGUGCAACAGAGGCGGAUGAUCAAAUUCUGAGAUAAACACAACUUGUAAAUUUAAUGUCAAUUUUCUUGUACUUCGCCGUGUUUUCCAAACGUUUGAGUUAUCUCUUUCCUUAACCCGUGAAGCGCCAUAGUAUCACACGUGUGAUACUAACUCCAUACUGUGAUACUGGGAUGCUCCACAGGUUAAUAGAAAACAAGAAAUACAAAAUAAUUGCCAUCGUCCUUUCCUAACCAUGCAUAUUUUUCUUUGUUCUUUUUUCUCUUGCACCAACUUUACAAUACAUUACAAUGUAAGAUACUGGAUGUACAAAACUAAAUAUAAGUAAAUUUUCAUUAAUUGUAUUUAUUUAUUUAGAUUCUAGAGAUUGUAAUUAUGUUAUGGUCUGUACCUAUAGGUACCAAAACUGACUUACUUACCUGAGAAAUAUUACAUAUUUUGGUAUUUUAUUAUAAAUGGCACUUAAAAUAUUAAUUUCCUUUCAGAUACAGAACUUACAAACAAACUUCUUACUGUUAUAUUUUACGUUGCAUGUAAAAACUUUUUGUAUCUAAUUUAACUCUUAAGACUUUCUACAUUGUAAAAGUAGGUUAUUAGAAAUUCUAUUAGAACCACAAUAACUAGUCUUUCUUUAAAUUAUUUCUGUAGUUAAAAGUUUCAAACAAAUGUACUUACUUUUAGUUCUAUUUUCACUGAAGUUUAUUCAUUACAUAAGUAUUUAAUUUAAAAUAGAAUUAGAAUUGUGAUUUUAAUUAAUUGUAAGUCGAAAUAAAAUAGAAUUCACUAA